AAAAAAAAUACGCAUACGCAAAAGUUAAAAUGGCAAAUGAACAAGAUAUAUUAAGCUUUUGCGAUAUCACAGGUGCUUCUGUUGAAGUAGCUAAUCAAUUCUUGGAGAUAGCUGAUGGUAAUGUUCAAACAGCAGUUACCCUUUUCUUAGAAAAUGGUGGUGCACCUGUCAACACGAGUGCCCAUGAUACUGCGACAUCAAGUAGAGAACCAGAACAUGUUGAAAUAAAUGAAGAUCAAGUCUUGGCUGACGAAGAAUUAGCAAGACGAUUACAAGAAUCUCAGGAAGUUAGAGCACCCAUUGCACCUAAGCGUGACAUUCUUGCGGGAGACGCUGGUUUAUUUGAUCCCAGUAUUGCUUGGUCAAGUAGCAGCAGAGAAAGAAAUGGUAUAAGUCGUCCAUCGAUAUUUAAUCAAGGCGAUUCAACAACAGGAUCUAUUGUGAACGUGUUUGAUAUAACAGAGGAUGAUGAUCACAGCCCUAGGAGUGUUUCACCUUCUGAAACACCUAACAGUUCAAGCCAUUCUAAAGCUAGAAGAUUAGCCGAUUUAUUCAGACCACCAUUUGAUAUCAUGUUUCGUGGCUCUUUUGAGCAAGCUCGAGAGACAGCCAAAGAAAACGACAAGUGGAUAAUGGUUAAUAUACAAAACCCAAGCGAAUUUUCAUGUCAAGUGCUCAACCGUGAUUUAUGGAGUGAUGGAUUUGUCAAAGAUAUAAUUAGGCAAUGGUUUAUUUUUCUUCAAUUUGGACAUGAAAGUCCGGAUGGUAGAAGAUAUUGCACAUAUUAUUCACUAAGAAGAUAUCCUCACAUUGCAAUCAUCGACUCGCGUACUGGCGAAAGAGUAAAAGUUUGGGAAAAGUCAUUGAGUCCGACAGACUUUGUGAUGGAAGUUACCGAAUUUCUUGAGGGUUGUGCAGCAGCCGAGGAAAAGGCAACAAUGAAACGACCCAAAUUAGCCAAAGAAAAGAAAAGUUUGACUGAUAUGAGUGAAGAAGAACAAUUGAAUGCAGCUAUUGCAGCAUCAUUAAAUAAUACGUCAUCACCGUCAUCAUCAUUAACAAAUGAUAAUGAAGAACCAGUUGAAAAAGAAGAAGAAUCCGUUUUUGAUAGCAUAAAGCCGAUUAAAAGAGAAGAAGCAGGAGGAGAAGAUACGACACGUAUACAGAUAAGGAUGGGAAAUGGCAAUAGAAUAGUAAGAAGAUUCAAAAAAUCAGAUCCAGUUAGAUAUUUGUUUGAAUUCAUUAAAGCCGAAAUACCUGAAGCAGAAAAUCAACACUUUGAGCUCGUCUUUAAUCGUACACAACUUAUUGAUAUUGUUGAUCAAUCUAUUGCUGAUGCUGGACUAUCCAAUGCAGCCAUCAAUUGCUUAUUGACUACUGCUUAGGAUGUACUACAUUACACUGACAUGUGAAAAUAGCAAGCAUAUAAAUAAAUGUAUAAAUAUGCGCCAUAUAUCACAUAUUGCAGAAUACAUAAAAAGUCUAUACUGUAAAGGGAUUUUACACCAAGUCUAUAUAAACAUCACAAAGGGAGGUAUUUUCGGCUUAUAUACAAAUAUUGUGAAAUAAGAUGGUUGAUCACAUAUUCCCAUGAUGAAGCUGGCCGAAUAAGUGUAACCAUAUGAAAAAAAAAAAGAGCGAGAAAGACUAUCAAGCAGAGAUAUAUAUAAAGAGAUUACAACGUCAUCUUUAACAGACAAAGCCUUUAUGAGCUGAUAUAUAAUAAGAAGAUAAAAUAUGAGAAAAAAUAGAGAGAUAGAAUAGG
Messenger RNA from Rhizopus microsporus ATCC 52813, 1765 nucleotides. RefSeq names its product UBX-domain-containing protein. The record is from RefSeq and is a predicted model, not a curated record. Gene Ontology annotation, molecular function: ubiquitin binding. Gene Ontology annotation, biological process: proteasome-mediated ubiquitin-dependent protein catabolic process. NCBI's taxonomy places the organism in Eukaryota, Fungi, Mucoromycota, Mucoromycetes, Mucorales, Rhizopodaceae. The transcript is spliced from 9 exons. Gene Ontology annotation, cellular component: nucleus. Bases 30 to 1385 code for a protein of 451 amino acids.